AUGGAUUCUUUUAUUUACCUCGUUUGUCGGAAUAUUAUUCGUCUCUAUUCUUACAAGGUGAAGUCACCGAAAAACGUGCUGGAUAAAGGUAAAGCCAGUUGUUUUUACAAACUGCAAGGUGAAUUCCCUAUCGACACUUGCAAUCACUUGACCGCUGUUUCAUCCGCUAAUAUUUUCUAUUCAUAUCUGAUCGUGUGCGCUGGAUCGGAUCGCAGGCUUUCCAUACUGGACUUGAACACGAAUAAGGUUGCUCUGGAAAUUGAAAAUGCGCACAGCCGAAAUAUCACCGGAAUAGCACUGAACCAGGGAUCAGCAUACGCCAAUACCUCAGGAUUCGACGAACAGAAUUCCUUUCAACAAGCUUCAACGUAUGACUACAAUACAUAUGCCACGGUGGCUCCGGGAGACGGUGUGCGAAUGUGGGAUCUCCGGGAUAGGCACCAUGCGGUUAUGCAAUUCGUCCGACCGGAUGCUCCGUACGGGAACAUUACAUCCGGCCCCGCUUCUAAUCCGCUAAUACCUCCAGUGACGGCUGCAUUCAGCCCCUGUGGCAGGCAGUUGAUUGUUGGUGGCCGAGUGACACCGAACCAUCCGUUCCCCGUGAUCUAUGACACACGUCGUGCCGGCUCACACCCGUUGGCUACUCUCACACCGAAAUCAGACAAGAGAUCCGCAGUCACCACAGGAUCCCACGACGGUCAGCUAGCCACCUACACAACCGGCUUGGGUUGA
Molecule: messenger RNA, 732 nt
Organism: Echinostoma caproni
Lineage: Eukaryota; Metazoa; Platyhelminthes; Trematoda; Plagiorchiida; Echinostomatidae
Source: the annotation of a GenBank genome assembly